AUGAAGGUCACCUCUAUUCUCGCUACUCUGAUGGCCGCUGGCCUCGUUGCCGGUGCUCCUCCUAAUGAGCGCCCUACCGAUGUCCAGGGCAACCCCCUCCCGGAGCCCACUGCAGCUGAAGUUGCUCUGCCCCCGGCUCAUGGCGACAAUGACAAUGACAAGAGGGACCAGCUUGCUCCUCCUCCUAAGGAUGGCAAGCACCCCAAGGAUGCCAAGCACCCCAAGGACAUCAAGGACAGCGGCAAGCGGGACCAGGACAGCGGAAAGCGGGACCAGGUCCCCCCUCCUCCUAAGGAUGGCAAGCACCCCAAGGAUGCCAAGCACCCCAAGGACAUCAAGGACAGCGGCAAGCGGGACCAGGUCCCCCCUCCUCCUAAGGAUGGCAAGCACCCCAAGGACAUCAAGGACAGCGGAAAGCGGGACCAGGUCCCCCCUCCCCCCAAGGAUGGCAAGCACCCCAAGGAUGUCAAAGAUGGCAAGCCCGCCCCCCAGGGUAACUAA
This is a messenger RNA of Penicillium psychrosexuale, 501 nucleotides long. RefSeq lists its product as uncharacterized. The coding region runs from base 1 to 501 and encodes 166 amino acids. Lineage: Eukaryota; Fungi; Ascomycota; Eurotiomycetes; Eurotiales; Aspergillaceae. The transcript has 3 exons. The record is from RefSeq and is a predicted model, not a curated record.